This is a messenger RNA of Gymnodraco acuticeps, 4512 nucleotides long. RefSeq names its product C-terminal-binding protein 1. Lineage: Eukaryota; Metazoa; Chordata; Actinopteri; Perciformes; Bathydraconidae. Gene Ontology annotation, molecular function: NAD binding; transcription corepressor activity; oxidoreductase activity, acting on the CH-OH group of donors, NAD or NADP as acceptor. The transcript has 11 exons. The record is from RefSeq and is a predicted model, not a curated record. Bases 190 to 1329 code for a protein of 379 amino acids.
GGACGGAAGGGAGGGGAGAGAGAGAGAGAGAGAGAAAAGAGGGGGAGCACAUGUGUAUGCUUGUCACUAAGGGGCUGGGAGAAGGACUAAGGGAAGCGAGGUAGCUGGCCACAGCCGCCAUAUGCUGACUGGAUUCCUGUUCAUGUCUGCUGUGUGAAGACUGAACGCUCGCCGGCUGGGGAACGCACCAUGGGAAGCUCACAUCUCCUCAACAAAGGCAUGCCUCUAGGCAUCAGGCCACCCAUAAUGAACGGACCCAUGCACCCCCGCCCCCUGGUGGCGCUGCUGGACGGGCGAGACUGCACUGUGGAGAUGCCCAUCCUGAAAGACGUAGCAACCGUGGCCUUCUGUGACGCUCAGUCCACACAGGAGAUCCACGAGAAGGUGCUGAAUGAAGCUGUAGGAGCUCUGAUGUACCACACCAUCACUCUGAUGAGGGAAGACCUGGAAAAGUUUAAAGGUCUUCGCAUCAUCGUCCGCAUCGGCAGCGGCUACGACAACAUUGACAUCAAAUCUGCCGGAGAGCUGGGCAUAGCUGUGUGUAACAUGCCGGCGGCGUCGGUGGAGGAGACGGCGGACUCCACGCUGUGUCACAUCCUCACCCUGUACCGACGCACCACCUGGCUGCACCAGGCGCUGCGGGAGGGCACGCGGGUUCAGAGCGUGGAGCAGAUCCGAGAAGUGGCGUCAGGAGCGGCGAGGAUCAGAGGAGAGACGCUGGGACUUAUAGGGCUCGGUCGGGUUGGCCAAGCCGUUGCCCUGCGAGCCAAGGCCUUUGGCUUCAACGUGAUUUUCUAUGACCCUUAUUUAGCUGAUGGUGUAGAAAGAUCCCUGGGACUACAAAGGGUCACCACACUACAGGACCUGCUCUUCCACUCAGACUGUGUCUCUCUGCACUGCAGCCUCAACGAACACAACCACCACCUGAUCAACGACUUCACCAUCAAACAGAUGCGGCAGGGGGCGUUCCUGGUGAACACGGCCCGGGGGGGUCUGGUGGAUGAGAAGGCGCUGGCUCAGGCCCUGAAGGAAGGCCGGAUACGGGGAGCUGCUCUCGAUGUCCACGAGACAGAACCUUUCAGUUUCAGUCAGGGCCCGCUGAAGGACGCUCCCAAUCUGAUCUGCACCCCCCACGCUGCCUGGUACAGCGAACAGGCAUCGCUGGAGAUGAGAGAGGAGGCAGCCAGGGAGAUCCGGAGGGCUAUCACAGGUCGUAUCCCAGACAGUCUGAAGAACUGUGUGAAUAAGGAGUUCCUCUCCCAGAACAACCACUGGACAGGAGUCGAGCCCGCCACCGUCCACCCCGAGCUCAACGGUGCUUAUAGGUAAUACUCAUCAGGAUAAAGAAAGCUGUAGUGGUAUCCCCCAGGAGUGGUGAACCUGCCAGCUGGCGGCCUUCCUCCCCCUGUUGAAGGCAUCGUUCCCAACGCUGUGCCCAUGGCCCACAACCUCCAGCCCGCUAUCAUACACCCUCCUCAUGCCCUGUCCCCCGGACAAAAUACAGUGAAGCCACCAGAGGGCGACAGAGAGCAGCACCCGAAUGAUCAACUGUAGCCACACACAAACACACACUUGCCUGUGUGGUCUGGUGACAAGCUGUUAUCAGACGCGUUCACAGAGUGUCAGAUGGACAGGUUGAGGUCCCAAUAACAAUCGAUUAACAACUCUCUGGCAAAUUGUUUCUCAGCAGCCAGUUCACACUCCAAAGAAGAAGAAAAUGACCAUAGAAGAGGACGAUGAAGAAGAGCGGAUAGCUGUGAGAUGCUCUAAAUAAGAAGCAAGAUAGUUGUCUGUUGGUCCAACAAAAAGCCCUGAGAAAGACUGUAAAGAUCCACAGGUUGAUCUUCAAAUAAGAACUACAGUAUAGUCACGUUUCUGCCAGUAGUUAAAAAUAAAAUCUGUUGAUUUGGGAUGUAAAGAAUACUGAACAUUAUGCUGUCUUAGACUGUAGUGUGUCCAAAGUUAGAGGUGCGGGUUUCAUGUGUUUCUCUCUUUUUAUGUGUCCUUUCCUUAGUUUGAUGUACAAGCAAAAGUAGUGGGUUAUGAAAUGAAUUAGGGCUGCACGAUAUUGGAAAAAACUGACAUUGCGAUAUAUAUAUAUAAUAUAUAUUGCGAUAUGAAAAAAUACAGGAAUUGAAGAAAAGACAGUUUUUUUUGUCCGCAAACCAUCUUUUCUUGAACUUUCAUGCUAUACAAUUGGUAUUUUUUUAAUGAUAUUUAACCGGAUGAAGGAUUUUAGUCAGAGACUCCUGGAUCUUAAGUUAUCAGAGCAACAAGCUGAGCUAGCUCGGUUAUCCUGCUGUGAUCUGAUCAAGAAUGGUUGUGAUUGGUGGUUUGCUGUGCAUGCAGAGCCUGCAUGUCACUCACUCAAGUACCCCUACCCCUGAGAGCCGCGCGAGUUUUCCUUUUGCAGCAAGCAGCAAAAUAAUUGUAACAUGACGUGUUUGAGUUCAUUUGCCUACUUAAUAUCGCACGUCUUAAAAAAAUAAAUGAAAAAAUCGCACGUCCUGCGAUGUCAAUAUCGUGCAUGCGCAUAACGCGAUUAUUGUCAUGACACGAUAUAUCGUGCAGCCCUAAAAUGAAUGUAACCUUUCUGUGUACAGCUCUUAGAGAUGGAGAUACUGAUAGUUGUAUUCUAGUCUUAACUUAAACAAGGGAUAUGUGAUCUUUGAUGUAGCCAAACUGGUCUCAGAAUACAAUAUCUGUUUUAGUUUUGUGUCCCUAAAUUACAAGCCCCCCCCCCCUCCCCCCAAAAAAAGGAAAUGAAAAGAAAAAAGAGGCAGCUUUUUGCACACCAUCUCAGGAAAUUAAGUUUCCGCAGUUGGUAUGGUAUUUAUAAUUUGUUUUAAAAAUUCCUUUUUAUGCCACUUAGUGCUUUUGUUUUUCUACCUGCUUGCCUUUUUUCAUGUCCUGCUGCAUUAGAUAAUAAUAACUUUAACAAGAGCUAAAGUUGAUCUGAUGUUUGCUUUUGUUUGUUUUGUUUAAGGGGCAUGCACUUUUGCUCUUGGGACUAAAUAAUUGACCCAAAUCGAGGGGGUUGUGGGAGAAAGGCUGUAGGGAGGCGGUGUAAUGGUGUGCUUGGCGGGAAGACUUCAUCCUUAGUCGCCAUUUGAGUUUACAAAAUAUAGUGAUAAAGUGAGAGGUAAUUACUUUGAAGGACAAAACAGGUUGUGGAUAAGGCAACACAGAGUUUGUAGAAGCGUACAUUAGGAACAAAAAGUAAUUAUCUUGGCUGCAUAACAAACAUUCUAUAUAUCACUGAUUCAACUGCUUUGCUUUCUGCACAAACCAUUUCUGUUUCUUAAACUCGCACAGAAGUUAAGGAUAGCUAUGGUAAUUGACUGAUGAGGAACAGUUCGUGAAACCAAAUGUUCAUGUUUGAUCCGCUGCAAAAUGGACUAGUUAAGAAUUUUUAAAUGACUAUGACAACAAAGUAAAGCAUUUCAUGACAGCAUGUCAGAACGCACUGAUUUCUCCAGUCUAGUAUCCCUUUAACAUUUCAUGAUGGGUCCUACCUGAGUAUACCGUUUAGCCACCCUCUGUGGCUUCUGUGUCUAUGUGUACAUAUGGUGUUUGCCUGCCUGUGUCAAUGUGACUUGGUUGUAUCUGUGUCUAAAAAAGCAGCACUGGGAGGAGGGGUGGUGGCUAGUACUCUCCAUAAGGCAUCAUUACAAAGACUGGCAAUCAAAAAAACAACUAACACUAUGUAAAAAAAAGAAAAAAUGCUUAGAACUAGACAAAUCCAAGCCAGAAAACAUACCCAGUAAUGUGUGCUUUUACUGGUAACAUUCCCACCAUGUGAACAAGAUGCUGUUACGCCAACAGGUAUACAAACAUGUUUUGUUAUCUGGAAUAUUUAUAACCGCCUUUAGUCUAGUAAUGUUGUUGGUGUUAGCAGGACAGCGAAGUGAUGGUGCUUUUUGGAUCCCCUUCUACCAGCAGCUGAGCAGUAAAAACAGUUCACUGUUGCCUACCUGGUCGUCAUGGUGAGGUAGUAAGAGUAGCAAUCAGGGAUGGAAAUUCCACUAACCAUUGGUGAGUUCUCACUGACCAGGAUCUAAAUGGUUGUAGUACAGAAGGCACUGAGGUGACAUUCAACUAUUACUGUCAGAAAAGAGCCCCAAGAGGCUGUAAUAGUUCAAGUUAUAUUCUUGAUCUUUUCUCACCAGAUGCCUGUAGUUAAUUGGGGUACAAAUAAUACAUAAUAUAAACUGUAAGCAUUCCUCAUUCAAAGAGAUGGUUGCCUCAAGUUAAAAACAUACGUACUAGCCUUUAAAGUGUCCAGGUGCUCCUGGAAAUUCCAUCCCUGGUAGUGACACACAGUCGACUGUUGCCUACCCUGGUCCCUUUAUGGUAAAGUAGUAGGCGUAGCAAUAUACAGUAUACAUAUUCUAUAUUCUACAGUAAAUAUCAUUAUUUUUGGUCUAAACUGACAACCUGACAAAGAUAUGUUUGUGACUGUAUGCAUUUGUAUGAAUUAUUUUAAAAGGAAAUAAACUGUGGAAAGGUGAA